Molecule: messenger RNA, 591 nt
Organism: Tripterygium wilfordii
Lineage: Eukaryota; Viridiplantae; Streptophyta; Magnoliopsida; Celastrales; Celastraceae
Exons: 1
Coding region: 1-591 (196 amino acids)
Source: RefSeq, a predicted model, not a curated record
AUGAUGAACUCUUUUUGGUGGGGGAGUGGUAGUGGUGGCUCGCGAGGAAUUAAUUGGAUGAGGUGGGAUCGACUCUGUGUUAGAAAAUAUCAAGGCAGACUGGGUUUUUGCAAGCUUCAUGAGUUCAACCUGGCUAUGCUUGGUAAAAGUGGAUGGCGACUGUUGUUACAUCCGGAUUCUCUUGUAGGGCGACUGUAUAAAUCAAGGUAUUAUCCCAAUUCUAAUUUCCUAGAGGCUACUUUGAGUAAUAAUCCGAGCUAUAUAUGGCGGAGUAUUAUUGCUUCACAACCUUUGGUUAGGAGUGGAGCUCAGUGGAGGGUGGGAAAGGGUGAUCGUAUUAAAAUUUGGACUGAUUCAUGGCUGCCUGAUGACUCUAACCCACGAGUAAUGUCUCUGGUUAUUCAGGGAUCUGAAGAAGCUGUAGUGCGAGGCCUGAUAAGGACUGAUGAGCGUUUAUGGGACCAGGACAUUCUCAGGGAUCUGUUUAAUGAUAGGGACAGAGACCUGAUCAAUAAAAUUCCACUCAGUUGUAGGGAUAAUGAAGAUAGAAUUUACUGGAGGCCCGAUAGGAAAGGUGAGUAUACAGUGUGA